Messenger RNA from Callithrix jacchus (white-tufted-ear marmoset), 2093 nucleotides. RefSeq names its product zDHHC palmitoyltransferase 6 (gene ZDHHC6). Lineage: Eukaryota; Metazoa; Chordata; Mammalia; Primates; Cebidae. The record is from RefSeq and is a predicted model, not a curated record. Gene Ontology annotation, molecular function: protein binding; palmitoyltransferase activity.
CGGGGUGUGCUGUCUGCUUGUCCUGGACUGAAGUGCCCAUGAUCGAGUCAUCCAAGAAGGAAAAAAUCUGUUCCGGGUGAGCCCAGACCGCCCCGGAUGUGCGAUGGCUGAGGAGCGGACACCAGGGACCACACUGAGGUUGGGUUUCAGACCAAGAUACUGGAUUCUCCUAGUUAGAUGAAGAGCUUUGGGUGCCUGACAGUGAAAAUGGCAUAAUCUGCGUUAACAGUUCACAGCUUGAAGGCAUGACAGUUAAAGAACACACAUGGACUUGUGGCACAUGGAAAUGUGUGCACAGAAAAAGGAAAUCUAUAAUUCUUUAAAAGUAGGAAGGCAUUCUUCCUUGCCAAAAUGGGUACAUUCUGUUCAGUUAUCAAGUUUGAAAAUCUCCAAGAAUUAAAGAGACUGUGUCACUGGGGUCCCAUCAUAGCCCUUGGUGUUAUAGCAAUAUGUUCUACAAUGGCCAUGAUUGACUCUGUGUUGUGGUAUUGGCCCUUACAUACAACUGGAGGAAGUGUGAAUUUCAUCAUGUUGAUAAAUUGGACUGUCAUGAUUCUUUAUAAUUACUUCAAUGCCAUGUUUGUCGGUCCAGGCUUUGUCCCUCUGGGGUGGAAACCGGAAAUUUCUCAGGAUACCAUGUAUCUCCAGUAUUGUAAAGUCUGCCAAGCAUACAAGGCACCACGUUCACAUCACUGCAGAAAGUGUAACAGAUGUGUGAUGAAGAUGGACCAUCACUGUCCUUGGAUCAACAACUGUUGUGGUUACCAAAAUCAUGCUUCGUUCACACUGUUUCUCCUUUUAGCACCACUGGGUUGUAUCCACGCUGCUUUCAUUUUUGUGAUGACUAUGUACACACAGCUUUAUAAUCGGCUCUCCUUUGGAUGGAACACAGUGAAGAUUGACAUGAGUGCAGCCCGGAGAGAUCCUCUUCCAAUUGUUCCAUUUGGAUUAGCUGCAUUUGCUGCCACCUUGUUUGCCUUGGGAUUAGCUUUAGGAACAACCAUAGCUGUCGGGAUGUUGUUUGUUAUCCAGAUGAAAAUAAUUCUCAGAAACAAAACUUCUAUUGAAUCAUGGAUUGAAGAGAAGGCUAAAGAUCGAAUUCAAUAUUAUCAACUAGAUGAAGUCUUUGUUUUUCCUUAUGAUAUGGGAAGUAGAUGGCGGAACUUUAAACAGGUAUUUACGUGGUCAGGGAUCCCUGAAGGAGAUGGACUUGAGUGGCCAGUAAGAGAAGGCUGUCACCAAUACAGCUUAACAAUAGAACAGUUGAAACAAAAAGCAGAUAAGAGAGUCAGAAGUGUUCGUUAUAAAGUAAUAGAAGAUUAUAGUGGUGCCUGCUGCCCUUUGAAUAAAGGAAUCAAAACCUUCUUCACAAGCCCCUGCACUGAAGAGCCUCGAAUACGGCUACAAAAAGGGGAAUUCGUUUUAGCCACAAGAGGUUUACGAUACUGGCUGUAUGGAGACAAAAUUCUUGAUGAUUCUUUUAUAGAAGGUGUUUCAAGAAUAAGGGGAUGGUUUCCUAGAAAAUGUGUGGAAAAGUGUCCCUGUGACACUGAAACAGAUCAAGCUCCAGAGGGCGAGAAGAAAAAUAGAUAGCUACUGUUAAAAUGAAAUUAUCCUUUAAGUCUGCUUAAUUACUUGAAAAUUGUACAUAUUACUAAAGAAUUAUGCAAUGAGCCUACUCUGGUUAAGACGUUCUUUUCCUCAAAGGUGCCCUAGUGCCAUGAUUUAAAUAUUUUUAUUACCGUUUUGAAAUGGAGAAGCCAUUCUGCAUAUGCCUUUGAAUUCUUGCCCCUCUUUACCACCUCUUCUUCCCCCUCAAAAGAAGAACAUUUCACCUGAGUAAGUGAAUGGCAUUUUCUCUAGGAUUUUCUUAUGCACUGCACACUCUGGACCUCACCUGCAGAUACAGUUUCCCCCUUGCCAGGAGCAUCUGCAUGUGGUACUUUUCCCUCAGUUGGUAUUUCUGAUAUGAUAUUCUAGAUACUAUAGAAUUCAAUUUGUCAGAUUCAGUAUAAGCUCAAAUUUUGUUACCUGUCUUUUAAUAAUGCAAAUUUUGUCAAAUCAAAUAAAGAUCAAUGGAUGUUCUGUAUAAA